Messenger RNA from Penicillium salamii, 2469 nucleotides. NCBI's taxonomy places the organism in Eukaryota, Fungi, Ascomycota, Eurotiomycetes, Eurotiales, Aspergillaceae. The record is from the annotation of a GenBank genome assembly.
AUGUCUCCUACCGCACUACGUAAUGUCGACUCGGUCGAAAUCGUGGACAUUCAUCAAGAUGACAUGGCAUUUUCCUUGGUGGAUGAUAUCUACAAGAAUCUAGACCCGCCCCCCGGCACGCAGCGCACAUUCCCGACCCUUUUACUCUACGACGCGAAAGGAUUGAAGCUGUUCGAGAAGAUUACCUAUCUGGAAGAAUAUUAUCCCACAAACACAGAGAUUCAACUGUUGAAAACUCAUGCGAAGCGCAUAGUUGAACGCAUCCCGGAGAAUGCGCAGUUGGUGGAGCUUGGCAGUGGAAACCUCCGGAAAAUCGAGAUACUACUGCGAGAAUGUGAGCGAACGGAGAAAAAGGUCGAUUACUAUGCACUAGACCUCUCGUUGGCCGAAUUGCAGCGAACAUUUGCUGAGAUCUCCCCGGAAAGCUUUGCAUAUGUGGGAUUCCAUGGACUGCAUGGAACAUAUGAUGAUGCAGUGGGCUGGCUGAAAAGUCCCGAAAACCGCAACCGGCCGACAGUGGUUAUGUCCAUGGGCUCGUCUAUUGGAAAUUUCGACCGCGGCAGCGCUGCAGAAUUCCUUGGUGGCUUUUCUAAGCUAUUGGCGCCUUCGGACUUUAUGCUCAUUGGCUUGGAUGGCUGUAAAGACCAAGAGAAGGUCUUCAGGGCCUACAACGACUCUGAGGGUAUCACUCGUCAGUUUUAUGAGAAUGGCCUUAUACAUGCCAACACUGUUCUUGGCUUUGAGGCUUUCAAGGCCAGUGAAUGGGAGAUCUUGACUGGAUAUGAUGACCGCGAAGGUCGCCACCAAGCCUGUUACGCGCCCAAGAUUGACGUUACCAUUAAUGGAAUAACUAUUCCGAAGGGAGAGAAAUUAUUAUUCGAAGAGGCCUGGAAGUAUGGUCGCGAAGAACGAGAUCAGCUAUGGAGGAACUCAAAUUUAAUUCCGCAAGUUGAGUUUGAAAAUUUCACCGAUGAUUACCACAUCCACCUCUUGUCGCCAACCACUUUGGAUGUACCGAUGCAUCCCGCAAAGUACGCAGGCCAACCAAUUCCCAGUCUUAACGAUUUCCAAUCUCUUUGGACCGCCUGGGACAUUGUUACAAAGACUAUGAUUCCUCGCGAAGACCUUUCAUCAAAGCCUAUCAACUUACGCAAUGAGUUGAUCUUCUAUCUUGGUCAUAUUCCUACGUUCUUCGAUAUUCAUUUAACGCGGGCAUUACAAGAUCAGCCCACCGAACCUGCCGACUAUCAAAAGAUUUUCGAGCGUGGUAUCGACCCAGAUGUUGAAAAUCCAGAGCAAUGUCACAGCCACAGUGAGAUACCAGAUGAGUGGCCGGCCUUGGGAGACAUCCUGGACUACCAGGAGAGAGUCCGCAACCGCGCACGAGCAAUUCUCCAAGAGGGAUAUGCAGACCAAGACCGGACUCUUGGAGAAGCACUCUGGAUCGGAUUUGAGCAUGAAGCGAUGCAUCUUGAAACCUUCUUAUACAUGCUCCUCCAAAGUGACAAGACGAUGCCCCCUACUGGAACCGAGCGCCCCGAUUUCGAGCACAUGAGUCGCCAAGCUAAGUUGAACGAGAAGCCUAAUAAAUGGUUUAGCAUUCCACAGCAGACAUUCAAGAUUGGAUUGGAUGAUGGCCGUGAGUCUAGCUUGCCAGAAAACUCAUUCGGGUGGGACAACGAGAAGCCCGAAAGAGAGGUGACUGUGGGUGCUUUUGAAUCACAGGCACGCCCGAUUACCAAUGGGGAAUACGCAAAAUACUUGCAAGAAAAGGGUGUUCAUAAUUACCCAGCGUCCUGGGUAGUCACCCGUGAACAGAAAGACACUAUCGUGAGGGGCAUUGGUUCCACAGGAGCACAGGCAGGCUCUAGUGCCGCCCCGGCAAGAUUGCCUUUGGAAAAUAUCUCAGUUCGAACUGUGUAUGGUCCGGUUUCUUUGGAACUAGCACAGGACUGGCCAUUGAGUGCUUCAUAUGAUGAGGUGUCGAGCUAUGCAAAGUGGAUGAACUGCAGGAUCCCCACCAUGGAAGAGACCAGGAGUAUUUACCACUACUCCGAUAAGCUCAAAGGUCACCCAGUUACAAACGGCCAUAGCUCCGAGGUGAAUGGGUCGAGCAAGUCUGGCUCUGGCAAGGGAUCAACCUUCCGCGAUCUCAAUGGUUGCAAUGUCGGAUUCAAAAACUGGCAUCCCACUCCAGUUACCCCAGAUGGUGACAGGCUGGCGGGUCAGAGUGACAUGGGAGGUCUCUGGGAAUGGACUAGCACGCCUUUGAUGCCACAUGAGGGCUUCAAGUCUAUGGAUAUCUACCCCGGAUACACCUCUGAUUUCUUUGAUGGAAAACACCACAUUGUCCUUGGAGGUUCGUGGGCUACUUUCCCCCGAAUUGCCGGCCGCACCAGCUUUGUCAAUUGGUACCAGCACAACUACCUCUAUGCUUGGGUAGGUGCCCGCCUUGUGCGAGAUCUGUAG